AUGAUGACUGGAUGGAUGCAGCGAUGUGGACUUUGUCGACGCAGUAUAAAAGAUAUCGUGGAAAUGCUGGACGCUGGUAGAACGUUUAAAGAGGCGGAAGUUAAAGAGGUUGCGGAAAGGUUUGAGUGUGUGCUACUGAAUCAUUGGAAAGAUAAUUGCUUGAAUCCAAAGCAGUCCUUCGAUACGUUGGAGCUAGAUAGAGUUAUCACUAAAGGUGGUCUGUACGAUCUGAAAGAGAACUUCCUAGACACGCCGUACCUCAAAGUGUGGCUCAAGUAUCUGAAGCUCGCAUUUUCUAAAUACACUGAUCAAGCAAUAGCAGACGGUGUUGCUUACCUCGAUAAAGCCACGCUUCUUGGCAUUAUUUCAACUUUAAGAGCAAACAGAGGCUUCGAUAAAGACUUGUUUUUAGGAGUACAAGUUGCGGUGAUGCGUAAAUCGUUGUUAGAAGAUGAAGUAAUGGUGUCGACUAUGGUAUAUCUAGCAGGUGACAUGGGUGAGUCAUCCGUUGCAUUUUUGCUAACAGCGCCCCAUAUUGGCCAUGGGGCGUUCUUGGGUCAAGACAACAUAUCUGCCAAGGGCGUCUUCGAUUUGGUAGAUAUUCCGGAGCUCCUUAGGAUCGACGACAAAAGCUUUGAUUUUAGGCUUUUCAAAAAGAAGGAGAGUGAUCUUGACGAAAUCUUGUUAAGCUCCACACGCUUUAAAUUGUGGGACAGGCAUGUUACAAAAAUGAAUUCAAAAGACAAGAAUGAAAAGAUGAUUGAAAUUAUGGUGGACGUCAUCACGGAUGUUCGCGUUGCACGCAUACUUGAGCUCGCCACCACCACUCCUGCUACGCUCAAGCUUGCGGAAUCAUUACAAGCUGCGCAGAUGAAGACUUGGGAAUAG
Molecule: messenger RNA, 888 nt
Organism: Peronospora belbahrii
Lineage: Eukaryota; Oomycota; Peronosporomycetes; Peronosporales; Peronosporaceae
Source: the annotation of a GenBank genome assembly